Molecule: messenger RNA, 2315 nt
Organism: Amaranthus tricolor (Joseph's coat)
Lineage: Eukaryota; Viridiplantae; Streptophyta; Magnoliopsida; Caryophyllales; Amaranthaceae
Exons: 7
Coding region: 504-1661 (385 amino acids)
Cellular component (GO): membrane
Molecular function (GO): lipase activity
Source: RefSeq, a predicted model, not a curated record
AUUAAUUUUAUUAAUUUUAUUUUUAAUGAUAAUUUAGUUAAAUAAUUCAUUUAAGUCGUUAAAUCGAUUAAAUAUUUUGUCACAUCUAAUUUUAAUUUUGAUUAUGAUUGAAAUUAAAUUUAAUUAUAAAAUUAAAUUAAUAUUAAAUCCUUAAAUCUAUUUUAAACCUCACGAUAAAGCGGCAAAAUGCAGAGCAGGGAAAAACCAAAUCCAUCACUAUCUAUAAUUUCUUCCUUCUUAAAACUAUAAAUAAACUCUUAUCAUUCCUAUGUCUAUAAAUUGUGUAAUUCCAAACAUAAGCCGAAUUUCUAGGUUUCCCUUUACUUUAAUUAGCCCUUUUUCGCUGCAAUCUUCAUCAUCAUUUCAUUACAUUCAUCUUUAAUCAUCUUACAAAUUCAUCAUAUCAAAAUUAUUUCAACAAAUCAAAGAAAAGGGAGGAAAUUUGAUAUUAAUUCAUCUUCAAUUCACUUUUUUAGUCAAUUUUCCUCCCUUUGAUCUCAAUAAUGGCGUCCGAAAUGUUGACAUCGGGAGCAAGUGAUCGGGUGCGAGCCUUGAUUUCUCUCGCCGCAUGGAGGAGCUUGCUCAGGAUGAUAAUGGCGGUUUUGUUUGUUAUACUCGGACCUUUUCGAGGUAGAAGUAGGAGAGAUAAAGUUGUAUCUGAAGGUGGUGGUAAUCUUGUUAGGUUGCCUGUAGCUGCGGGUGCGGCUAUGGCGAUCGCGCGUAGAGUUGUUUUGGAUCAAGAGGUUGCGGUUAGGAGAGCUAUGGCUAUUAGACGGGUUAAGGAAGAUAAAGAUGAGAAUUGUUGUAGGGAUUAUUCUCUGUUUGUGACGCCUAAAGGCGUCACUCUCUUUACGCAAUCUUGGUCCCCUCGUUCUUUUUCUAGUAACAUCGUCAGGGGAGUUGUGUUGCUAUUACAUGGCCUAAAUGAACACAGUGGGCGAUAUAGUGACUUUGCAAAGCAGUUAAAUUCUUUUGGAAUCAAGGUUUACGGCAUGGACUGGAUUGGUCAUGGUGGAAGUGAUGGACUGCAUGCUUAUGUCCCUUCCCUUGAUGAUGCUGUUGCAGAUAUGAAAGCGUUCCUUGAUACUAUUCUCUCAGAAAACCCUGGUCUUCCUUGCUUUUGUUUUGCUCAUUCCACUGGUGCAGCAAUUGUUCUUAAAGCUGCCCUUGACCCUAAGGUUGAUGCUCAAAUAAAAGGCAUUGUUUUGACAUCACCAGCAGUUGGUGUUAAUCCCUCGCAUCCUAUAUUCAAUGUUAUUGCUCCGAUUGCUUCCUUUUUAUUGCCAAGGUAUCAAUGUCGCGCUGCAAACAAAUCAGGCACCGUAGUUUCUAGAGAUCCGGAGGCACUGCUCGCAAAAUAUUCGGAUCCUCUCGUUUACACAGGUGCAAUUCGUAUCAGAACAGGCUGCGAGAUUCUUCGCAUUUCAUCGUAUUUGCAGAAGAACUUGAUGAGAAUAACAGCUCCGUUUCUUGUACUCCAUGGAUCUGCUGAUGCUGUGACCGACCCUAAAGGUUCCAUGAAACUGUAUGAAGAAGCCUCGUCAAUUGAUAAAUCCAUCAAACUCUAUGAUGGCUUGUUGCAUGACAUUCUUUUCGAACCUGAACGUAAAAUCGUGAUGCAUGAUAUUACUGAAUGGCUAGAUCGACGUAUAGCAGCCUAGAUCGAGAAUUUUCAUGAACGAGACUGAUAAGCGGCAUUCUUUUUGAUAUUGUCGCAAUGACUAUGCCAGUGGACAAUGGACGAUCGACAAUGAAUAAUGCUCAUUCUUUUUGUUCAGAAGCCUGAGAACUUGCGUGUAAUUAUCUUCUGACCAGAUGGUGCAUAUUAGACACUGAUGAAUGAUUUAGUUGAAACUCCAAAUAUUUAUUGUCCACUUUUGAGCAUUCUUGUACAGUAUUUCUGUAUCUUUUCCUUGAAUAUGUAGGCUUGUUGUCGACCAACAACUCAAUUUUGGGUUUAUUUUAUCCGCAACCUUUGUAUCGAAGAUGAGUUUUGAGCCCAUUUCUUCGGGCUCAUACAUUUUAGGCCGGUUUCGUGUUUAUUGUGUUGGUCUGCUUCAACUGUUUGAUGGACAAUUUAUAUCGAUAAUUGAAGGGAAUGUACUGGUUGUUUUAAACAUUUUUGAAUUGUUAAGUUUUUACCUUUCUCUUUAUCAAAUUCCAAAUGGAUUCUCUUUUAUCUCUUAUAGAGAUCUUGUUAUAUACAAACACAAGUGUGUAAUCUAUAAGUGAAUAUAGUUGUAUGAUUUUGGACGAGAAACUUUUGUUGGUUGAGAAAAUGAAACAAAGUUGUCCAAAUUAUUGUGUUAAUUUGU